UCCGGGGAGUCAGAUUUCGGAAAUAGUAUUAAAGAUGGGCGUGGGCUGCCGUCUUGCCCAGACUUCAGAAACGACCAUUUGCAGUGAACCAGGAAAGAGUUGGCAAUGACUUGACCUUUGGACCCAAUUUCUCCAGUCUCCUGUAUUUUCAUCUGUUUCACAGAUCAUUCUCAUCUAUUUAGUUGGCCUUCAGGGGUUGGGUCUGCAAGAUGAACGUUAAUGCUGAGUCUGAGAAGCUUAAAAACAUGGAGGAAAGGAUACAAAAAUUAGAAGAAACCCUUACCAAAGUAUUGUGUGAGAAUGCAGCUUUAAAAAGCACAGUGCUUGACUCACAAAAUAAGAUUGAAUACUUACAGAAAGAAAAUGAAGCCAAAAAAGUUGCCUUCUCAGCUGGACUUCUGUCAUCUGGAUUAGGACACACUGGGCCCAUUGGUACUGCGAAAACUCUAGUCUACAGCAAAGUUUUCAGUAAUGUUGGAAGUGCCUAUGACUCAAAUACUGGUGUCUUCAAAGCACCAAUUAAAGGAGUCUAUUACUUCAGAUUUUAUGCUCAUUGUCACAGUGGAACCAAAAUGGCAGUCAGUCUCCUGAAGAAUGGUCAAACUCAAUGCUCUGUGUUUUCUUGGAAGCCUGUCACCAAUGGUAAUGCCAGCAAUGGUAUUGUUCUCCAACUGGAGUCUGGUGAUGAAAUGUCUACUCAACUUUGGGAGAACACCUGGGUUUAUGAUGAUGAAAACAGUUACACCAGUUUCAGUGGUUUUCUUAUUUUCCCCUUGUGAAUGGAUUGUUUUAUAACCUAUAUUCAGUGCAGGAUGUGAUGUAUGAUUAUUUUAUGGAAAUUGUUUGUUCCUGUGCUAAGUAAACAAUGUUUGAGUAAAUUAGAUAAUUAAAACCAUCGAAAAGAACCAAAAGGAGAACAUUGUUUAUGCUUCAAAGUGAAAAUAUUAGUGUGUGCUUUCCAGAUCACAAAUAGUUUUCAGACAUUACAUCAGCGUAAAAUUAAAAAAUAUAAUCUAUGUUUUUAAAUUGUAUGAAUUGUGACUUGUUUAUGCAUAUUCAAUGAAUCACUGCCUCUCUCAAAGUGCUCUUACAAACAGAUUCUGGUUUUGUUUUAAUUAUACUUAAUUGCUUGUCUCAUGUGUCUAAUUUAAUGACAUGUUGCCAUCAAACACAUGUACCUGCUAUGAAAUGUGCAGCAAAAAAAAAUCGUACCCCUUUUGUUUAGUAGAAAUAAAUAAUAAUUUAGGUUUCUAUCUGAAA
Carassius auratus (goldfish) is the source of this 1260-nucleotide messenger RNA. RefSeq names its product complement C1q-like protein 2. The transcript has 5 exons. The coding region runs from base 210 to 779 and encodes 189 amino acids. NCBI's taxonomy places the organism in Eukaryota, Metazoa, Chordata, Actinopteri, Cypriniformes, Cyprinidae. The record is from RefSeq and is a predicted model, not a curated record. Gene Ontology annotation, molecular function: protein binding.